AUGUCUUGCUUCAAGAAUGGAUGCCACGAAAAGUCAAUUCUUUGAUGUGAGUGCAAUGAAAAGAUCACUUUAGUAUGCAAUAGCCAUAUUUCUGAACAUAUCAGCUCUUUUCCAAGCUCAAUCCAGCAUCAAUUUAAGCCUCUUUCUUUUUCAGAAGCCUCAAACGAGACAAAAAGAGCAUUACUAAAGUACUUUAAUUUUCGAAUAACUGAAUCAAUGCUUAUCAAAGCAAAUCUAAUUCAAAGUGCGACAAAGCGAAUCAAUGAUAUUGAACAAAAAUUACAAAUUGACAUAAAAAAUCUUCACAAGGAAUUAAAUUCCUACAGAUUUCUUAUAAAAGAACUGCAUUCCACUAAACACAUUCCAAAUAUUGGGCGAACUUAUUUGCAGGAAAUAACUCUUCUUCCCUACUCUGAAGCUAUCACUAAGGCAGAAACCUUAAUCUCUGACUCAAGAGUUAAAACAAUAAGUUUGCCACUUGAAAAUAUAGAAAACCUACAAACCUCUAUAACUCGUUAUGAUUUUCAGGUUAGAUCUGAAAUCAACUACAAAAAUUUUUCCAAUUUAUAUACAUUUAAUGGGCAUCGAGAGUCAGUUAGACAAGUUCUAUUCCCUUAUAGGAAUAUCAACUAUAUCAUUUCAGCAAGCAUGGAUGAGACGGUAAGAUUAUGGUCUUUGCUUACUCAAAAAGAAAUACGAGUCCUAAAAGGCCAUGAUAGGCGAAUUAAUUCAUGUGCAAUUUCUCCAUGUGGGAACUGCGUUGCCUCAGCAAGCUCAGAUAAACAAAUUAAGUUGUGAAAUGUUUACAAGCAAAAAGUUAUCAAAGUUUUAAAAGGGCACCAAAAAUCAGUAAGGGGAGUUGUCUUCUCUUCUUGUGGGCAAUUUUUAGCUUCUGGAAGCAAUGACACAACAAUAAGAUACUGAAAUCUAAAAACUUAUAAAAGUGUCUGUUUUAAUGGUCACUUAGAUGAGAUUACAUCAAUUUCUAUGUCAAGCGAUGGAGCUUAUAUUGCUUCUGGGAGUAGAGAUAAAACAGUAAAAUUGUGGAAAAUCUCUACAAAAGAGAUUUUGAAAGAAUAUAAAGGGCAUGCAUGUGAAGUAAGGUGUGUUGCUUUUUCCCCUGAUGGAAAGCAAAUAGCUUCUUGCGAUGUUAAUGGAUUAAUUUUUAUAUGAAGCGUUGAAAAGGAAUCACCUUGUAGGGAACUUAUUGGGCAUGAAGAUAGAGUUGACGGAUUAGCAUUUUCGCCAUGUGGAAAAUUUAUUGCAUCGGCAAGCAGAGACAAAACCAUUCGAAUUUGGAAUUGCGAAACUGGAGAAAUUAUCAAAGAGCUUAUUGGGCAUUCAGAGAAUGUCAGGUCAGUCGCAUUUUCUUAUUGUGGGAAAUAUUUGGUAUCUGGAGCUGAAGAUUGCUCUGUCAAACUGUGGGGAAUUAAGGAAGAUAAAUUUAGCCAUGAAACUCCAGGCUAUGCAACUGUAAAUAUCUCCAACACUAAAUCUCAUGAUUAUAUCACCUGGUUAUAA
Blepharisma stoltei is the source of this 1521-nucleotide messenger RNA. The record is from the annotation of a GenBank genome assembly. Lineage: Eukaryota; Ciliophora; Heterotrichea; Heterotrichida; Blepharismidae.